Messenger RNA from Aphis gossypii (cotton aphid), 1906 nucleotides. RefSeq names its product type 1 phosphatidylinositol 4,5-bisphosphate 4-phosphatase. Gene Ontology annotation, biological process: phosphatidylinositol dephosphorylation. The coding region runs from base 921 to 1679 and encodes 252 amino acids. The record is from RefSeq and is a predicted model, not a curated record. Gene Ontology annotation, cellular component: lysosomal membrane; phagocytic vesicle membrane; plasma membrane. Gene Ontology annotation, molecular function: phosphatidylinositol-4,5-bisphosphate 4-phosphatase activity. NCBI's taxonomy places the organism in Eukaryota, Metazoa, Arthropoda, Insecta, Hemiptera, Aphididae. The transcript has 6 exons.
GGUCACCAAUAAUAGGCGCCAAUCACGGAAUUUAUUAUCGCCCUGGUCGUCGUCACUCGUUAUUGCAUUAUUAACAAUUAUUAUUUCAUUCCGUUCGUCGAAUUUAUUAUUCUAUUUAUAAUGUAAAAAUCAUAAUUCUCAAAAGUUCAAAGUACGUCGACGAUAUUUCCCGUUUUCUCACUGGCGAUUUCUUUGGUCUCUAUCAAUAAUUUCGUGACAAUUUUAUCACAGACCGUAUACCUUAUUAGUUGUUACCCACUACCUUUCGAAUUUCGAUUAUCGCGUCAUUCGUAGGUGGGAUGUUAUUAUACUAAUCUGUAGAUGGGAUCCUCUGACCCGAUCGCCGACGUUCGCUAAGUCGUAAUUAAAUAACACCCAAUUCUUCGAUUGUCGAUAGAAAUUAAUAGUUUUCUAAUAACUGUACUAUUAUUUACUGUUUAUUAUAAUAUAUUAUUCUCAUUACACAUCGUAUUGUGUGCUGUGCUCGCGAGUGACGCACGACGGCGACGAUCAUACGCCAUAUUGAUCGCGUAACUCGUUAUCAAUAUUUUAUUAUUAUUGUGUUCGGUGUUUGUUUUGGGUCUCGCGCCGAUCAGCCACACGCCGACACCGCACGACGGACAAGUGUGAACUGUGAUAAAAAAAAAAUAAAAAAAAAAUAAUAAUAAUUGGCUGUAACACGACAACGGAGCUCGAAACGCAGCCGCCGCCGCCCGCCGUAUACGGUAGACGGAAGUCCUUUUCACGACUUUGUUUCAAUUCUACUUUAGUAUUCCGUAGGCCGUUCUCGUUUGCGGCGGUGUUUCCCCCGUCUGCCGCGUCCGUCACCCUCGUCGACGCAGUUAGAUAGUAGUAACAAUCGCGUUAAUAACAAUAGCUGUUGUAUUCUCGUUAUUGUCGAUUGCCGAUCGUGAAAAAAAAUGACGGACACGAAACCAUUGCUGGACAACGGCGAUUUGACCGCCCAAAAAGCGUCGGAAGCAGAUUCUCCUUCAUCAUCCAUUAUUAUUGAUUCCAAUACAUUAUCUACUAAUGUACCAAAUGAAAAUUCAGAUUUUACAGUCCCCGAGAUGGGGCCUGAAAAUGCGGCUUCUAAAGUGACAUGUAGAGUUUGUCAAGAAAUGAUUGAUGUUAUUGGUAAAAGAGAACAACAUGUUGUGAAAUGUAAUCGUUGCAAUGAAGCUACUCCAAUAAGAAGUGCUCCAGCAGGCAAGAAAUAUGUACGCUGUUUGUGUCAUUGUCUUUUGAUUUGUAAAAGUACAUCACAACGUAUUGCUUGUCCUCGUAUAAAUUGUAAAAGAGUUAUAAACUUGGCGCCAAGUCCUGUAACACCGCCGAUUCCUCAAGUUCCGGGCAUGUGUCGUGUUACUUGUGUGCACUGUCAGGAUACAUUCCUUUUUAACAUGUUACAAAACGCAUUGGCUAGAUGCCCACAUUGCCGUAAAGUGUCUUCUGUUGGCCCUGAAUUUGCCAAAGCAAAAGCCAUAUUUUUCCUCAUUUUAUCUGUAAUACUGUUUAUUAUUGGUGGGGGUGUUGUAUUCUUUACAUACUCAAAUGCAAAGGCCCAUAGCGGUUAUUUUAUUAUUCAUAUUGGAAUCCUCAUAUUAACACUUUUAGCACUUUGGAAAUGUGUAUAUUAUUGCCGAAUUAAAGUCAGCUCUAUUGAUGGACCAGUUUAAAGUAUAAGUUGUAUCAUUAGAAUAUUGGUCUUUUUAAAUGUUAAAAAAAAUUAUUUUAUAUUAUGGUAAAUAAUUAUUGUAGUUUUAUACCAAUUGUUUUAUUAUUAUUAUUAUUUUUUUUUUAAUAUUAAAUGUAUUUGUUGAAUCUUAUUAUAUGAAGAAAAUGAUUCUAUUUACAAGUGUACACUUGUGAAGUGAUGUUGAAUAAUAAUAAUAAUUCCAUAUUA